GCCGCCGGGAGCCGGAGCGGGAGCCGACGCCGGAGCCCGAGCGGCCGCGGCCCCUUUAAGGAGCCGCUCUGCGGUAACCCGAGCCCGCAGUCCGGCGGGCGCGGCGGGCGCUGCGGGCGCGGCGGUAGCUGGAGCCUCCGUGACGGCUCCUCCAAGCGGCUCGGAGCCCGCGGCUCCCCUGGCUCCCGCUGAGCAUCCGCGGGGCGGCUCUGGCCGGCGCCAGCCCUUGGGCCGGGCCGGAUGAGCAGGCGCCCGUAACCACCCGCCGCCUCUCCCGGCCCGACGCAGCCGUCGCCCGCGCGCGAGUCGCCCCGGGACCCGGCACAGGUGAAGAAAUAUGGAUACCAACACCAAACUGGUCAUCAGCAUGACUUUCACGAGCUUUUUCACCUUUCAGCUUCUUUUCCACUUUAUAAGUUAUUGGUUUUCAGCACAUGUUUCUUCAGGUUUUAAUAGUCUCAGCUCCGGAAAGAAGAUUGAAUGGAACUCAAGGGUAGUAUCUACAUGCCAUUCUUUGGUGGUUGGGAUUUUUGGCCUGUACAUUUUCUUGUUUGAUGAGGCCACUAUCGCUGAUCCACUUUGGGGUGAUCCAUCGCUUGUGAAAGUGAAUAUUGCUAUUGCUUCAGGCUACCUCAUUUCUGAUUUGUUGAUUCUCAUUUUGUAUUGGAAAGUGAUUGGUGACAAAUAUUUUGUAAUUCACCAUUGUGCAGCGCUGUAUGCAUACUUCUUUAUACUGAGGGAUGGAGUCCUGGCGUACGUUGGGAAUUUUCGCCUGCUUGCAGAACUUUCCAGCCCUUUUGUGAAUCAGCGGUGGUUCUUUGAAGCUUUGGAGUAUCCUAAAUUUUCCAAGGCUAAUGUCAUCAAUGGAAUACUCAUGACGGUGGUGUUCUUCAUUGUGCGGAUUGCCCCGAUCCCUCCUUUUUAUAGCUACAUUUAUUCUGUGUUUGGAACAGAAGCCUACGUAAGGCUUGGACUUUUACGGCAAAGUGCCUGGAUCUGUACUUGUGUUGUUUUGGAUGUGAUGAAUGUCAUGUGGAUGAUCAAAAUCUCAAGGGGGUGCAUCAAAGUCGUCUCUCUCAUCAGACAAGAGAAAGCCAAAAGUAGUCUUCAGAAUGGAAAACUUGACUAAAAGUGGGCUAUUGAUAAGCAUACUUCACUACUACCCACAUUAUAUCUACUGAUAGGAUGAAUUCUUGGCAUGUUCUUAUGCUUCUUUAUUAAUUAUACUUGUUAUCCAGGGUUCCAGUGUCUUUUUUUUAAACUUUGGAACAGAGAAACUAAAAUUUUUAGUUUUUAUCCCAAGAUUUGUUUUCUGAUUUUCAUCUGCAUUAUAAGCAUGGAUAAAAUCUUAAAGGUUUAAAUAAAAACUUAUAGUGGUGAAUCUUUUCAGAAAUCUGUUAACCUGCAUUGGUAUUCUCUGUGAAAAGAUGCUUAUGCUAACUUGGUACACUUUGUUUUAUGUGACCAAUUUUGCUGAAAGAUUGGGAACUGCUUUUAAAUCUGUAAAUAGCUCUCAACAUUUUGCUGUACUGCACUCAUUUCUUACUAUGGCUGUCAAUACCUGUUUAGGGUUUAAUUUCUAAAUUGUUGGAAUGUUCUUUUUCUUAGGAUAUUAGAAUGAUGUAGUUUUCAUUUAGCUAUACUGUCAUCUAUUGGAUGAAGUAUUUUAUUUGCUUUGGGAAUAUUUAAUUCAGUCAUAGAAAAUACUUCCUGAAUUUUUACAUUUUUCAGACAUCACUUUAUUAUUUAUAUUUUUAGCACUUUAUCAGAUUAUUGCUUUUUUAUUUUAUGCAAAGCUUAAGACAGAUUUUAUAGAGCUCCUUAAGAGAUGAAUUUCUCCUUCUAAAGAUGCAUGUUAUAGAUGACUAUUUAGGCUAAUAAGAGGAAUCAUUAAGAAAAAAGCUUUAACACUGCUGUCUCUAUCUGCUUCCCUUAUGCUUUUUCCAAGUAUAUUAUUUCUAUUUGCAAAACUUCCCCUAAGUUCAGAACCCAACAUCAUCAGUACCAGUGUCUUCUGCAGUGUGUAUGUAUCAUGCUCAUAAGGUAGGCCUCUUCUUGAUGAGACCAAAACUACAAAAAACACCAGUCAGCGUUCAUAUUUUACUCACAGUUUAUACCCAUGCUUGCUUAGUCAGCACUUUGAGUGCUUUGAAUUUCUGUCUUUCCUAAAGGACAGGAAAAAAAUAGAUGAUUUAAUCCAAGUAUUCUGAUGAUCAGGAUUAUUGUCUUAUAUGACGAUACAUGACUGGUGACUCUGGUUUCCUGUUUGUUUUUGUGUGUGAGUAUAUCCUUGCUUCUGCUUUCGUUCUUGCAACCCCAAUAUAGAAUUAUAUAGUUAGCUAUUGGAGCCUUUAUUUCUUUUUCUCAAGUGCUUGACUUUAUGAUUCUUCUUACCUAAGAAAAAAAGAAAGUUAUUUUAACCAGUGGUGAAUACUUGAAUUUAGUUGAACCCAAACGAAAAGAUCUAAUCCAUUCAGUUUCUCAGUUUGAAGGAGAAUGUUUGACUCUUUUUCAUUGUUUGUGUUAUGAUGAUGAAGGGAGGCUAGCGGGAUAUAGCAAGACUUUUGGUUUUAUUUGAUUUGAUUUGGCUGUCCAAUGCAGAUAGAGAUAGAGCCUGAUAAAUUUUAGAACAUUUAAGGAAGGUAAUUGAAAUCUCAGUCAAUAAGUAAAUGAUAAAAUGAGGCUCAUUGGCUUAUACUUGGUACACUUAUUUUUGAAGGACUUAAAGUAAUGUAAAAUAUAGGUGUUUGUUUUUAAAGCUACCAAUAUUGCAUUGAUGAUUUGUUACAUAAUUUAGUGCCUGCCAGAUCAUAGGCACUUAAGUAUGUAUUGGUUGUAUAGAGGGGGUAGGAAAGCAUGUGGUUUUAUCUUGUUCUCUUCUUGCUCUUUUGCAAGAAAACUGGCUUUUUAAAAGAAAAGCAUUUAUAUUAGAAAACUAUUUUGGAAAUUCAUUCCUUUCAAAAGAAACAAAGCAUAAAAUAAAUAUUUUUGACUCUGAAUAUUUCUAUAGUUUCUGAACAGAGACUUUAAACCUAACAUCAAAAUAAUGACAUUAUAAAGCUAUAAUAUUAGUGAGUUUCCAUAUAGCAGUUUCGGUUUUUCUAGUUGCUAUUUCAUGCUUAAAGUUUAAUUUUUACUUUCAUUGACAGCACCUUUCGUUAGUAUUGCUGCUCAUUAAAUAAGUGCAUUAAAAAUAUCAAUGUUUUGAACUCAAGUUUGCUAUUCCCUUGGUCAGCAAUUCUCAUUUUAUGCUGGCUGUGUGACAGCUAAUUCAGCAUCCAGAUUCAAUAUCCAAAGGUAGAUUCUACAUAUUUCCGCAUACAACAGACAUGAAAUGGAAAAGAGACCACAAACUGCCAACCUACUUCAAGUCAGAUCUUUACAGGAGCUAUACUUUGCUGUUCUGUCAUUGUGUCCACCUACCUAAGAAACAAGUAAAGAGAGAACAUAUCAUUUACUAAACGAUGAAUUUUUCAUUUAAUAAAUGAUAAACUUUUGCGAGACAUUUUACAUAGUAUUUUGACUACGUUGAUUAAUUUAAUGAUUCUAUUAGGCACUCCGAUGUUUAACAACUGUUAAAGUAUUUAUGGAAAAUAAAAGCAAAUUGGUACAAAUUUUUAAGCAGCUCUAUUUUUAUAGAAAAAGAUUAGUGACAACCUGUAACUGUAAAGAUGUUCUUUGAAUGUGUAGUAGAUUAGAAAAUAAAAAUUAUUAAAAAAUUUUGAAAAUGAAUGAAAAUCAACUAGUAUGCAAGAACAUAGAUUCUGCAUUAGAUAUUUUAUUUGGAAGAAUUUAAAAAUUAUGAGCUUGAAUUUAUAGAGUUUGCAUUCUUGUGUCUAAAAUCUUUUUAAUAUGUAUUAUUUGCAUUUGUUUAAACCUCAACAUGGAGUUAUGUAUGAGUGCAAAGAAAUUAACUCCUGCUUUGUGUCUUGAUACAUUAUAGUAAAUUGAAAUGUAAUUUUGAUUCCAACUGUUUGAUUUUGUUAUUUCAGGGAUUAGCCCUAUAUUAAGAGAAAUAAUGUCUUUACCAUUCCUAAGGGUACCAUUCCUAAGGGACUCAUAUACUGUGGAUGACCCAGUACUGUUAUAAAGGCCUAGUUUUAAAAACCGCCUAGUUUACAGGUAUUUGAAUCAAAUUCUUUUCUAAAUUUUAAUAAUCUAUUUGACUCAAAUCAAAUUUUUGCUAAAGUACCAAUUUUUAAAUUGUACGCUUUCUCUGAGGUGCAUUGGGCAUUUGGAAAAUGUUUCUUCACUGGUGUGAGCAGCCAGCUUUACUGUUAGUUACACCAUUUGUUACCAUGUGUUCAGAAACAUUCUUCUCACGGAGAAAUGUAGGGGAAAGUAUGCUGUAAUACUCAAGUUUGUUCUGUUUCAUUUUUAAAGGAAAUAAACAUGUUCCAAAAGACAUUAUUAAAAUAAAUAUUUGAACAAAUUUCAGUUUCUAGGUUACUCUUAGCUCCAAAUAUGUAAGUAUACAUUUGAAUUGGCUUUAAGUGGUUUAAUCUAUUGGAUGAAAUUGAAAAGUCCACGUAAUUGUUGACAUUAUCACUUAUACUUAGUAGAAGACUGUAUAUUUAUGUGUUUUGGAUUCCAUAAGAAGCAAACUUGUGUAAUUUCGUCAGAAAUGUGGCACAGUUUCUCAGUGGGUGCGAACUGGCACAGCAGUGAGACCGCCUCCUGUGUCUCACUGUGUUGAGAGGCCCUGCGUGCACACACACCUUCCCAGCCUUAACCACAGCUGGUUGACGACAGACGCACUAAACCUACUGAAAGUGAGUUCUGACCUUAAACACACGUGACACGUAUGAAUAGCCAGCAGGACGUGGAGUUGGAGGAGACAUCAUGACUGAUGUUCCCUAAAAGCUGUGAUGCUCCACCCUCAAUCUAGAAGUUUUCUCUCUGAAUCCUUCCAGCCCUUCCAUCUCUUCCUCCUUAGGACUUCAUCAGCACCUCCCCCCUUGUAUUGACACCUUUCUAUGUCAACUUUUGAGGCCUCCCCAUACCUGCCAGCUUCCCCGUCUAUUGUGGCAAGUUUAAAAGUUUACAAGUAUGUUCUUUCAUUGAAAAAAACCAUUGCGGUAAGUUUAAGUAGUGAUCGGGCAAACCAUGAUUUACUAAGAGGCUAUAGGAAGCCAUUUAGCAUUUAACAAGAGUGGUUUACAACAUGAAGCAAAGCUAAUAAUGUUAUGGUUUUAUUGAGAAACAUCUGUGGUCUCUUUCUUAAACUGGUUUAGCAAUAAGAGCUUUAAAACAUAUUUCAGCUGGGGGUUCAUUGUAGGCAUUAAGUUAUCUAAAUGUUCUUCCUUAGCCCCCAUGACAGGAGGAAGAGGACCUGAGGUAGCUCUGUGUUGUGAGGCGGGGGUGGUGGUCUGAGGCAGCCUUGUUGAGUCCUGCUCUUUAAUGGAGCAAGCUUAGUUUUGCUCAUGUUUCUUCUGAAACAAACUUACCAGCAAAUGGAUUAGUCAAGGUGUUUUCCAAAGUACAACAUCCAAGGACUUGAGCCCUAUCCCUUUCUAGCCCAGAGCUCAAACUGCCUCGACUAGCUUUUUUUUUUUUUUUUCAUCCUGCUUUGAUGAUAGGUCAUUCUUUUUCGGAAGAUAUUUUGGAUAGCAGCGAAGGACUGAAGGCAGCUGCAAAAGAUUGGUUUGUUCGCAUCGAAAUGUUUACACUGAUUCCCCCUGAACAGUAGACUGUUUUGAUAUUAGGCCCUAUAUUUAAGACCAAAAACAAUGAGAAAUAUUUCUAAAUCUCAAAGAUAUAAGUACAAUACCUCUGGCUGGAAACUCGUUAAUCGUCAUCUAUAAUUUUUUUCUUUAUAUCUUUAUGUAAUUCUUUCUGUAAAUGUGCAUUAAGGUAUUUGCUACUUCUUGGUUAAUGAAGCCUAAAAAUAUAACUAUCAAUAAAAUAUGCUAUAUAUUUUUCUGUUUCUUGCUUGGUUUGCUUCUACUAUGAUUAUGUCUACUUUUUACUUAAGGAAUUUUGGCAUAGAUAAUACUCACUUGUAACUAGGAUGAGUUAUGAGAUUUUUUUGGUAAUUAGAAUUUGUAACAGUAUUAACUUUUGGACAUAGAUUUAAUUUGAAAAAGUUACUUGAAAACUUCAGUAAAUGUGAGUAGCUAUAGUGAUAUAUAUACAAUUUUUUUCUGAGAAUAUAUAACAAUAUUGUCAUAAAGAUUUUGGAAGUCUUUCAAAAUACAUUUAACAUUUUGAGAACACACCUUCUAAAGUUUAUUUCCAUAAGGCUGAAGAACUUCUAUUUACAAAAUGUUAGACUUGGUAACUUUCAAAUCAGUGUUACUCAGAUUUAUCAGCAAUUAGAAUAGCAAUUUCAUAUUCUUCAUUUUGGUUUUUGGUUGUGCUUUAUUUGAGGGGCUUAAUAAAUGUCUUUAGGUACUUCCCUUAAAAUUUUGAAAUGUUGGUAUACUUUAUUUGUGUGAGAUUUUAAAGUAUAUGCAAGUUCUAAGCAAUAAUCUGCGUGUUAUACAAGGUUGGCAUUUGUCAUGACAAUUUUAUUUAAUGUUAAUUUUAAGAAUGUGUAUAAAAUCAAUAUCCUAUAUACAUAAAUCACCCCUUCCUCCACAAUGAAAACCUUGGUAUUUUCUUGUGUUAGGACACUACUAUAAUGUGGUGCAAAUCUUUGUAUUUUGUGAAAAAAUUUAAUAAAAUCACGAUGACUUAGUGCAAAA
This is a messenger RNA of Equus caballus (horse), 6686 nucleotides long. RefSeq names its product TLC domain containing 4 (gene TLCD4). NCBI's taxonomy places the organism in Eukaryota, Metazoa, Chordata, Mammalia, Perissodactyla, Equidae. Gene Ontology annotation, cellular component: membrane; endoplasmic reticulum. Gene Ontology annotation, biological process: lipid homeostasis. The record is from RefSeq and is a predicted model, not a curated record.